Messenger RNA from Rangifer tarandus platyrhynchus (Svalbard reindeer), 759 nucleotides. Lineage: Eukaryota; Metazoa; Chordata; Mammalia; Artiodactyla; Cervidae. The record is from the annotation of a GenBank genome assembly.
AUGGAAACCGUGAUGGAGGCACAGAGCCCGUUGGCCGAGGACGGCUUCAGCCAGGUCACCCGCAAAGGUGGCCGGCGGGCGAAGAAACGGCAGGCAGAGCAGCCGUCCACGCUGGAGGAGGGAGGCGACGCGACCUCCAUGGACACCGAGGAGGCCCGACCCGCAAAGAGGCCCGUCUUCCCGCCCCUCUCCGGGGACGGAUUCCUGAGUGGGAAAGAAGAAACCAGGAAAAUUCCAGUCCCAGCCAACAGAUACACGCCAUUAAAAGAGAACUGGCUGAAGAUAUUUACUCCUAUUGUGGAGCAUUUGGGACUUCAGAUACGCUUUAACUUGAAAUCGAGGAAUGUUGAAAUCAGAACUUGUAAAGAAACCAAAGAUGUUAGCGCCCUGACAAAAGCAGCUGAUUUUGUGAAAGCCUUCAUUCUUGGGUUUCAGGUGGAGGACGCACUUGCCCUUAUAAGACUGGAUGACCUCUUUCUGGAGUCCUUUGAAAUUACAGAUGUUAAACCUUUAAAGGGAGACCACCUGUCCAGGGCAAUAGGCAGAAUUGCUGGCAAAGGAGGAAAAACCAAAUUCACCAUCGAGAACGUGACCCGGACGCGGAUAGUUUUAGCUGACGUGAAGGUCCACAUCCUUGGUUCUUUUCAAAACAUCAAGAUGGCAAGAACUGCCAUUUGCAACCUCAUUCUGGGAAAUCCUCCAUCAAAGGUUUAUGGCAAUAUUCGAGCUGUGGCUAGCAGAGCGGCAGACCGAUUCUAA